This is a messenger RNA of Eriocheir sinensis (Chinese mitten crab), 4088 nucleotides long. It is a transcript of the gene Amacr, whose product is annotated as alpha-methylacyl-CoA racemase-like. Gene Ontology annotation, cellular component: mitochondrion. The record is from RefSeq and is a predicted model, not a curated record. Bases 826 to 1971 code for a protein of 381 amino acids. Gene Ontology annotation, biological process: bile acid metabolic process. The transcript is spliced from 8 exons. Gene Ontology annotation, molecular function: alpha-methylacyl-CoA racemase activity. NCBI's taxonomy places the organism in Eukaryota, Metazoa, Arthropoda, Malacostraca, Decapoda, Varunidae.
CUGUACUUUUGUUUAGUUUUGUUUUGAUAGUAUUACGGUGCUGUUCAUUUUUUCUUUUUUUGUUUUGUUUUGGGGGGGCAUAAAAAUAUCCGGAAAUUUCCCCAAAAAGUAUAAUUUUCCCAGACUUUCGACACCUAAUACUCAGAAUUGCAAUUAGGUAACAAAUUCCCCCAAAUGGGAAGGCUGGCACCACUAUAACCACUAACAAGGACCCUUGGGAACCCCGUAACCCCUGGAACCGGCGUACCUAAGUGUCCCCUAAAUUUGUUACACUUUCCAAGUUUUCAGCGUAACUAAACUAAAUCUAAGCGGCGGACUAAUAAGACAUUUAUUUAAGUCAUCUUCUUUGUCACUGACUUCAUACUAUUGUUUCUGUAGGAAGUAACAUUUUUAUUAACAUUCAAAACGCCCUCGCACACCCACCCACUGCCCAACCCAAAAGUUCUCGCAGGGGAUGUUGUCUGGCUGAGAAAUUCUGCCACGGAAGAUUUAACACGAAUUAUUGACAAUACCACUUUUUCAUUUCUAGGGGAUAAGGGUUAGGAUGAGGAAAGGUAUUGGGAGUUUGGGACAUGGUGAAGGGCCAGGAUUAAGGGAGAUAAUGAUUGAUGAUCCUCUUCCUAAAUGUGUCAAGAGUGGGACUAUUAACUACAUGAGAUUACCACGCAAAGGAAUAUCAGGAAAAAGCUACAUGAGGCACAUAAGUUACCACGAGAGUGACUACCAAGGAGGGAUCGAGAGAGAGAGAGAGAGAGAGAGAGAGAGAACCACGUACUGACCACUGUGAACCUGUGACCAGAUAGCGCGGCCCGGUCAACCAUCACCAUGGCCCUGCGAGGCAUCAAGGUGGUGGAGAUGGCCGGCCUGGCUCCAGCACCCUUCUGUGGCAUGAUCAUGGCAGACUUUGGUGCCAGUGUCAUCAGGAUUGACAAGACAAGUGGACCGGACAUGGACAGGCUUGGACGAGGCAAACGAUCCGUGGCGCUGGACCUGAAGAGGCCGGAAGGGAUCAGAGUGGCACGGAAGCUGUGUAAUAGUGCUGAUGUCCUUAUUGAGCCUUUCCGAAGGGGAGUCAUGGAGAAACUUGGACUCGGGCCAGACACACUCACCAAGGACAACCCAGGACUCGUCUAUGCCAGGCUGACAGGCUUUGGGCAGUCUGGGCCAUGUGCAGACAUGGCCGGGCAUGACAUAAACUAUGUGGCCUUGACUGGUUUGCUAUCCAUGCUUGGGCGCAAGGAAGGGCCGCCAACUCCCCCCAUCAACCUUUUGGCAGACUUUGCAGGCGGCGGCCUCAUGUGUGCACUGGGCAUCGCCUUCGCCCUGCUGGAACGCACUAAGUCUGGACACGGACAAGUGAUUGAUGCAAACAUGGUGGAGGGCGCGGCUUAUGUUGGCUCAUGGAUCUACUCCUCCCAGGACAUGAUGUUGUGGGGCAAGCCUCGGGGGCACAACUGGCUAGAUUCUGGGGCUCACUUCUACGACACCUACGAGACCAGCGAUGGCCGACACAUGGCUGUGGGGGCGAUAGAGCCUCAGUUCUAUGCAGAGCUCAUCUCUCUCCUUGGCCUUGACCCAGACGAGACCAGCCAGUUUGAUGACCCUGACGACAUGAAGAAACUUUUGUCUGCCAGGUUUAAGGAGAAGACACAAGCAGAGUGGAGCAAGGUGUUUGAGGGUAAGGAUGCCUGUGUCACUCCAGUCCUUAGUAUGGAGGAAGCCCCCAACUACCCCCACAAUGCCUCUAGGGGAUCCUUUGUGCCCUCCCCCUAUACACCUGGCCAAUAUGUUCCCCGCCCUGCCCCCCUGCUGUCCCGCACCCCAGCCCCCCUCCAGCCUGGGGUAAGGGCACCCAGGAUUGGAGAACAUACGACAGAAGUUCUUGCUGAGGCCGGGUUCUCCAAGGAAGCCAUUGAAGUGUUACUGAAGGAGAAGAUUGUGAUGGAGGCAAAGAAAAAGGCAAACUUGUAGUAGUGUGUGUAUGAGUGUGUGUGUGAAUGUGUGUGUGUGUGUGUGUGUGUGUGUGUGUGUGUGUGUGUGUAAUUCACCACGGCCUGAUCACGUGUUGGACUCAUAAUCGCCAGCAGGUACCCUCCCAACAUGAGCAAGUGCUCUUUAUCGUCGGUCUGUGGGUACUGGGUGUUGGUGUGGGUGUACACACACACACACACACACACACACACACAGCAGUGUGUUCAUGCAUACAUACAUGCACUUGUGGAUGUAUGUUCAUACAAAGCAUGUAUUAGGUUGUUUAAUUAUAUAUAUAUAUAUAUAUAUAUAUAUAUAUAUAUAUAUAUAUAUAUAUAUAUAUAUAUAUAUAUAUAUAUAUAUAUAUAUAUAAUAUGAUUUAAUACAAAGGGUGUUUAUAAUGAAAGACUAGAAGAAUGUAUAUUAUAAAGAUGAAUAUAUUUUCCAAAGCUGUUCAAAACAAUAUUAUUUAAUAGGGUUUAUUGAUUUGGAUGUGAGAUUUUGUUUUCUAUUAGUGUCAUAUUUUAGUAAAUCAUAGCUAGUCUUUAAUUUGUUUAAGGUUGAUGAAGAGUUCAUUGUUUGUAAGACUCCUUAUUAAAGGAAAGAAAAAUACUUAUUAUGUACCAUAUUUGCUGGCAUAUAGGAUGCACCUCCACAUAACAAACACCCUAUUUUACAAGGAUAUCUUGAGGAGAAAAAGAUGUAUAAGUUUCAUCAAAAAUUAUUUUUCCCAUCUGCUUCAGCUAACUUGAAGCUGAGUGGCUGUGAAACAGCUAAAUUUGGAAUGAAUAUGAGAGCAGCAAAACAGUAUUUGGUGUGCAUUCACAUGCUCAUCAUGCCCAAACAACAGCUAGUUUUUUUCUUUUUCCAAUAAAAAAACAUUGUUACCAUGUAUUUUUUGGUUACAAAAUAAGCCCAUUUGUGACAGCUGGCAUCCAACCCUGAUGCUCCUGCUGUCAACUGGGCAUGACCUACCGAUUGUCACAUGCCACCAUGGCCUCCACUUUACUUAAAUUUGGGGUUGCGCGCAAUGGACAAUACUGGCCGUACCAACCCAAUGACACUAAACAUGUUAGGACAAAAAUAGAUGCGCUGAAAUGCACAGGUUAAAGUGAUUUUAAAUUAGCCUUAGUGCAUAUAAAUACAGUAUGUACUGAAAUCAAGGACAAAAUUACAAUUUUCUUGGUUGAUGGCUAACCAAAAUAUUGCACAGCUCCCCUGUUACUGUUAGUGAAGUAACUUAAAUUCAAGGCUGUAGCACUGCCAUUAAUGCUCCUCCUUGAUGGAUUUGAACUCGGUGAGGAAUUUACAAUAAAAAAGAACUAACAUAACCCUACACUAUCUUUAAUCAGAUCAGCCUUGUGGUUUGUUUACACAGGAGUGGCUGGUUACUGAGUAAUGCACAGUCUUGGUCUUAUUCUUGCCAUCAUUGUAUUAUGGUGGUAGGUUACUGUAUAGAUUUAGGCAGGGUUAUGUUAGUUUGAGAAUAGUUUUUAACUUGUUGAGUAAUGAUAAGUUACUAUUUUUCCCCCUUUUUUUAAAGUAGAGGACACAGCUCUAGGGCAAAAACAAAAAGAAAACAAACAAACCCAAUCAGCAUUAUCUGCCACUUUAUUUGAUAAAAAGUCACAUAGUAACAACUCGUUUGCAGAGCUGCUCAGCAAAUAACUACACUGCAUUAAUAUUAUUUACCAAGUACUGCUAGUAACAGUUUGUGUGCUAGUGUACAUCUUCUGCCCCUGCAACCCACUAGCUUAGCACCUUGGACCUCAAGCAUACGGUCUCUGGUUUGUAAUAUACAGGCAUAAGAUGCAGGAUAAAUUUUAAUACCUCACAUCAGAGAAAAAUGCAUCCUAUCCACCAGCAAAUAUGGUAUAUGGUUGAGUCUGAAGCAGCCUUUUUGUUAUGAAGUUGUUUAGGAGUUAAGGGGGUACGGGACACCUGAGGUCAACUAACUAAACUAUCAGGUAUUACGAUGAAACUGAGUAGGCAUCUAUGUUGCCUACAAUUUGUACAAGCCAGAACGGGCUGGGCCGACCAUCAGGCCCCACCUGGAAGAACCCUUGGGCCGACCAUCAGGCCCCACCAGGGAGAUGCCUACCGGCGCAACAGGCAAC